AUGGCGCCUUCAUCCGCACUCAGCAAGCUCAAGUACGGAGAGCACCAAGCCAAAGGUAAGAAGUUCCAGCAAUGGCUCGCAGGCAAAAAUCUCGAGACAUGCAAAGUCUGUCCCUGCACCCUCAAAUACGACGAGAUCCCGUUUCGAGAAGAUCUCCACAACCAAAUCGCGGACCUCCCCAACGACAUCAUCGACGCAGCCAAACCGUUUGAUCUGCUCAAGAAAAACAACACCUUCAAGAUAACCUUCCACCCCACGGCCCCUCCUACCAGGAAUGUCUGGGAAGGCGUCAUUACCCCCAGCGCCAUCUUCAUCGAAGACUGCCAUCGAGAUAACGGCCCCCACGCGUCCGAAGUCACUCAAGGGAUCUACACAAAGUACCACGCGGUCGAGACCCUGAAGCACAUUUUCUUCAUGAUCAUCGUCAAUGGGGACACCGUGGGCCUGAUCCAGGAGCAGAUCUGGAAAGGUUGGCCGGCUACUAAACCCAAGGAGUGCGAGUGGGAGCACGACACGGACGAGUAUCACGCCGUUAUGGGUACCGAGAUUGGCAAGAUCGCUGCGAGUCUUGUCCUGGGGGCGUUCGAGCCGGGGACGCGGCGGAUUUCCAAAAUUGCUGCGUGGGAAUACUUUGAUACUGCGACCCCGAGCCUGCGGUUUGAUGUGGAGGCCGUGGAGAAGAAAAGUACUGCUAGUGUUGUGCAGAGGAAGCAGAGUAAAGGAGGCCAUCGCUUGCCUAAAUCUCGAACGUGA
This is a messenger RNA of Penicillium chermesinum, 753 nucleotides long. RefSeq lists its product as uncharacterized. The transcript has a single exon. The coding region runs from base 1 to 753 and encodes 250 amino acids. The record is from RefSeq and is a predicted model, not a curated record. NCBI's taxonomy places the organism in Eukaryota, Fungi, Ascomycota, Eurotiomycetes, Eurotiales, Aspergillaceae.